This is a messenger RNA of Paramuricea clavata, 835 nucleotides long. The record is from the annotation of a GenBank genome assembly. NCBI's taxonomy places the organism in Eukaryota, Metazoa, Cnidaria, Anthozoa, Malacalcyonacea, Plexauridae.
AUGUCGGAGGUUCUGGAAGAAUACAAGAGAAAACUAGAUUGGAAAUUGAAAUUAAGUUCAGAAGCGCCUCUGACUUAUGUCAGGAGACAAGUAGAUUUAGCAAACGAGAUUUUGUUUUGUGUGGAAAUUCCAUAGCCUUUAUUGCUUUUGUGGAACAACCUUUGUAAUAGCACUUCCGGGCAAAAUGUAAAUUAUGUUGAAUUAUGUAUUAAACUAAACGACAAGGUGUACAAACUUAGUGUCAACAGGGGAGAGACACCAAUAUAAAUCCGAAGUAGAUAAGAGCAACAAGGAGCUUGAAAAGUACAAAAAGAAAUGCAGUGAUUUGGAACAAGAGAGGGAUAACCUAUUAGAACAGAUGAUGAAUGAGAAAGAUAAAAUGGAACAGGAAAUAUCUGACCUGACACUUGUAAACAAAGAGCUGGCAGAAUAUGUGGAAACUCUUGAAAAGAGAGACUUUCUGAACUGUCAGGGGAGAAAGAUGCAUGAAGUUGGAAGCAAACAGAAGGGAAGGAAACUGCGGGUUCUCAAAAAUAAAGCACAAUGCGCCUUAUGGUUUAUGAAGAGCUUCGGCCUUGAAAUGAGUCAAAUUAAACUAAAAGAUGAGGAUGGUAGUAAUUACUCGUUUGACUAUGCUGCAGACCAUGAUGCUUCCUCAAAUUUAUGUCAAAAUGAUAUAAAAGAAAGGGUUGAACAAAUUCUCUUCCUUUUGGACAAAUUCUGUGUUGGCGAUGCAGUCUAUCAUGAAUUUACUAGUUUAUCAGAUGAUUUACCAAAAUCAUAUCUAGUGAAACAAAUGAAAGGGAAUAUGAACAAAACCUACCUACCAUAUUGA